CAUCUGAAACUUUCUCUUUUUACUCUUUUAAAUAAGGAAUUAAAAAAAAAAUUUUUUUUUACCAUCAUGAACCUUUUUUAGCAUUCAUAAGAAUAAGAAUAUCAUCCUUCACGCUGGUACGAGUAACACGAUUUUAGAAAGUGUAAAUAUUAUGUCCGCCUCAACGCUUUUCAAUGCAAGUAAAUCCGAACCUUCUUUAACCUUAAUAAAAUCAAUGCGCAUCAUAAUUAUCUACUCGAUGAUAACCUUUUUCACCUUAAUUCAAUGCAUGCCCUGUACUACCCAACUUUUAAGUGAGCCAAAGUUUCUACCACAAUACGGUGAGAAUUAUUCCAACCAAACCGACUCGGAUUUGCCAAAAAAAUUUAGACUGCACAGAUACCACACCGUCAAGAAGAUUCACAAAUGGCUCUACGAUUGCAGUCGUAACUUUUCUAAUCAUACUAACCUCGUGAAUUUAGGGCACACCUAUGAAAAGAGACCCGUAUUAUUGAUUCAAUUAAGCAAAAAUUUGACCAAAACAGAUAUUCCGGUGAUUUGGAUACAAGCCGGCACUCACGCCAGGGAGUGGAUAUCCAUUUCUACAGCGCUCUGUUUGAUAUCUAAGAUACUUAAAGUACUCUCUCGGCACAAUGAUUACGACCACAAAAACGACGUAUUUCGAACCCACCGGUUAGUAUCGAGCUAUCGAUUCACUUUUAUACCUCUAAUCAACCCAGACGGUUAUGAAUACUCUAGAAAAGUAAGCCGAUUAUGGCGGAAGAAUAGAUUCCGGCAUAAAAAUUGCACUGGGGUUGAUUUGAACCGCAAUUGGGGCUAUCUAGGAAACGAAUCUUCGUUUUCGAUGCUCGAUGAGGAUGUACGUCAACAGAAACGCAAUAUCAAUUCCAAUCACAAGUGCUCAAUCCUAUACUCCGGUCCUUACCCGUUUUCCGAAUUCGAAACGAGUCUGAUAGCUAACUAUGCCAGAAAAUUGCCUAACAUCAAGGCCGCUUUAGAACUCCACAACCCGGGUCAGAUGAUUAUUUAUCCCUGGGGUUGGACCAAGCAACCUACCCCAGACAAUGAUUUACAGGAAUUUGCAGCCCGAAAAAUGGCCGAAACUAUUUACAACACCACAGGGGAACACUAUGUAUAUGGGCAGAUAUCGCAACUCUUGUAUAAGGCCCCUGGGAACUCCAUCGAUUGGUUUUAUGGAGCUCUGGGCAUUAAGUAUUCCUACGGCAUAGAACUACGGGACAAAGGGAAAGAAGGGUUCUUGGUUUCUUCCAAUAAGGUCAGGCCUACUUGUAAAGAAAUCUUCAAGGCCCUCUUAGCUUUGCUAGAUAUAAUAUCUAAGAGAGAUAGGGUUAUUCCUCUUUAAUUCUUUGAUUCCAUUAUUUUACUACAUUUAUCUGUUCGAUCAUUGAAAGUUUCUAUUUAUUUGAUGAUUAUUUAUUUCUUUUUACAUUCAUCGGAAGAUAUUUUCGUUAAAUAGUUAUUGAUAUUUACCAUUAUUAUUAUUUCAAAUGUUAUAUGUUUGCAAAUCGCCAAUGUCGCAAAUUUUUGCUUGUUAAAACUUAAUAUGGCAAACUUCUUUGUACAAACAAUUCUAAA
This is a messenger RNA of Gordionus sp. m RMFG-2023, 1596 nucleotides long. RefSeq names its product carboxypeptidase B-like. The transcript has 7 exons. Gene Ontology annotation, molecular function: metallocarboxypeptidase activity; zinc ion binding. The coding region runs from base 152 to 1363 and encodes 403 amino acids. Lineage: Eukaryota; Metazoa; Nematomorpha; Gordioida; Chordodea; Parachordodidae. The record is from RefSeq and is a predicted model, not a curated record. Gene Ontology annotation, biological process: proteolysis.